GUCAGCUCGAAACCCUAACUCUGAGAUUACGCACUCGUUUGAGCUUAUUGCAGCCGUCGGAAGAGAAAGCAGAGAAGCAAAUCAGCCAUGGGCAAAGUUCACGGUUCUUUAGCGCGUGCUGGUAAGGUGAGAGGACAGACACCGAAAGUAGCAAAGCAAGAUAAGAAGAAGAAACCCAGAGGACGUGCUCACAAGCGUCUUCAACACAAUCGCCGUUUCGUUACCGCCGUUGUUGGUUUCGGUAAGAAGAGAGGACCCAACUCUUCUGAGAAGUAGAAGCCCUUUCUGUGACCACCUUUCUGUUACAAGAUAGAUAUGCUGGAGCGAGACCUUUGUGUGAAAGGUUCUCUCAUUUGGCUAUUUUUGUAACCUUUCUUCUUUUGUUUUAGUCAACGUUUACUUUGGCACCAAACUUAUGUUUUAAUUCUAUGAAAUGAAAUACAACUUUUUUACAU
Molecule: messenger RNA, 455 nt
Organism: Brassica oleracea var. oleracea
Lineage: Eukaryota; Viridiplantae; Streptophyta; Magnoliopsida; Brassicales; Brassicaceae
Product: 40S ribosomal protein S30
Exons: 3
Coding region: 88-276 (62 amino acids)
Biological process (GO): translation
Cellular component (GO): ribosome; cytosolic small ribosomal subunit
Molecular function (GO): structural constituent of ribosome
Source: RefSeq, a predicted model, not a curated record